AUGGGAAACUCAAUUCCUUCCUAUCUUUCAUCGUUCACUCGUUCCUAUAUUCUCAACAUACUCUCGAAGAUCGAAUAUGGACGAUUGGAUAUGACGAUGAAAGAUCGUGGUGAGACAGAACCACAAGUCUUUGGUAACUCAUCUUUGAAAGACUCAUCUCAACCUGUCUGCUCGAUUACUGUUAAUAGUCCGAAUGUUUGGACUAGAAUGUCAAUUAAUGUCGACUUGGUGAGCUUCAGAGAUCAUUUGGCUUUGUCGAAAACACUGACUAAAUGAUGUAGGGUUUUCCGAAGCUUAUAUGCUGGGAGAGUUGGAAUGCGAUGAUCUAGUGGCUCUCGUCUCCGUACGUUCUCCGUACUUUCAUCCCGAUAGUUCUUACCCUUUCAGAUACUGACGACGUCGAAUGAUAGAUAUACAUUCAAAAUUUCGCACUCUUCGGAACUGGUAACAUUUUCCUGCAAAUAAUUCCCCGUCUUCAAAAGAUUCUCUUCAAUCCCUCAAAUGACAGUAAACGCGCUCUCCAAAAUGCUUCAUCCCACUACGAUACCUCGAACGCACUCUUCUCUUCUUUUCUAUCAACAGACAUGAGUUACUCAUGCGCCAUAUGGGAUACUACAGGCAAAGAAGAAACUCUCGAAGAAGCACAGAGAAGAAAAGUGCAUAAUAUUAUUGACAAAGCAUGCAUUGAGCCAGAACAUCACAUCCUCGAUAUUGGGGCGGAUGGGCAUUUCUGGCUAUUGAAGCUGUGAAAAAACCGGUUGUAGAGUUACGAUCGUAACACUCUCAGUAGAGCAAAAGACUCUAUGUGAGAAAGGAUUGAAGAGGCUGGGUUGAAAGAUCGAAUCGAGAUAUUGCUUUGCGACUAUAGGGAAAUCCCUAAGCCCAGUCCAGCAGGAUUUGAUAGAGUCAUCAGUGUCGAGAUGUUGGAGCAUGUUGGGAAGGAGUAUAUGGAAAUCUAUUUCAGGAGAUUAGCAGGUUAUUGAACCCAGAGCAUGGAAUAAUGGUG
This is a messenger RNA of Sclerotinia trifoliorum, 1006 nucleotides long. NCBI's taxonomy places the organism in Eukaryota, Fungi, Ascomycota, Leotiomycetes, Helotiales, Sclerotiniaceae. The record is from the annotation of a GenBank genome assembly.